UGGAUACUCACUGAGCAAUGGGUGCUCUGGAGAACUAGGAGGACCUGAGACCCUGUGCUUCCUUGGUCUCCUAGGAAGGAGAGACUUGUCGGAUUUUCCCACUCGUGGCCCAUGAUCAGCCCUGACAGGUUGGUUUCUGGCUUUGAGACCCUUUCCUGUGGCUACUAUGUGUUUUGUGUGGAAGGAGCCCCUCCCAGUCAUCAUCAUCGGCAAUGGGCCUUCAGGAAUCUGUCUGUCCUACCUACUCUCUGGCUAUACACCUUAUGUGAAAGCUGAUGCUGUUCAUCCACACCCCAUCCUGCAGAAGAAGCUGACUGAGAAGCCACAUGUCUCCAUCCUGGACCAGGACCUAGCCUAUCUGUCAGAGGGCUUGGAGGGCAGAAGUCAAAGCCCUGUGGCACUACUUUUCGAUGCUCUCCUGCGCCCAGACACAGAUUUUGGAGGAAGUGCUGAGUCUGUCCUCACCUGGGAAAAUCAAGCCGAGCAAACGAUCCCCCACCUGGUCCUGGGUCGCAAUCUCCCUGGAGGUGCCUGGCAUUCCAUCGAAGGCUCCAUGGUGACCUUAAGCCAGGGCGAGUGGAUGGGGCUCCCUGACCUGCAGUUUAAGGACUGGAUGCGGAGGAAGCACAGGGGCCUUCGGGACAGCCGGGCUACAGCUGGGGACAUUGCCCAUUAUUACCAGGACUAUGUGGUAAAGAAGGGGCUCAGUCGCAACUUCUUCUGUGGCUCUGUGGUCACAGCCGUGGAUAUCGGGAACUCAGAGUCGGAGGAAAACAGGAGCCAGCAGGACGGGAGCCCCUUGUUCAUGGUGAGUGGCUUUAUGACCACCGAGGAUGGAAGCCAGCAGCCCUUCAGUCUCCGUGCCCGCAACGUGGUCCUGGCCACGGGAACAUCGGACAGUCCAGGCCGUCUAGACAUCGUGGGAGAGGAUCUUCCCUACGUUCACCAUGAGCUCUCUGCCCUAGAAGAGGCCAUGAAGACGGGGGCUGUGACCCCCGCCUCUGACCCUGUCCUCAUUGUUGGGGCCGGGCUGUCGGCAGCUGACGCGGUCCUCUAUGCUCGGCACUACCACCUCCCAGUGAUCCAUGCAUUCCGCCGGCCCGUGGAUGACCCUGGCCUCAUCUUCAACCAGCUUCCCAAGAAGAUGUACCCGGAGUACCAACAGGUGCACCAGAUGAUGCAGGAGAAGUCCAUCCUCUCCUCCAGCACCUCCCGAGGCUACUUGAGCCUGCCUAAACACCAACCCCUGCUCUUCCAGGAGGACCGGCAGGCUGUGUUCCGGGACCAAAAUGGGGAGCACAAGCUGUUCAGGGUCUCCCUUGUGCUGGUGCUCAUCGGCUCCUACCCUGAUCUCUCCUUCCUGGCCCAUGGAGGCAGUGACCUGACUGUGGACCCAGACCAACCGCUCAACCCCAAGAGGAACCCCAUUGAGGUCGACCCCUUCACCUACCAGAGCACCCGGCAGAGGGGCCUCUACGCCAUCGGGCCCCUGGUGGGGGAUAACUUUGUGAGAUUUGUUCAGGGAGGGGCAUUGGCUGUGGCCAGCUCCCUGCUAAAGGAGAAUAGGAAGCCCCCCUAGGGCUUCCUCUGCCCACCCUUCAUGCCCCCAACCUCACAGCCCCGGCUCAGACAAGGCAGGAGGCUUGCUUAGUCCUACCUGCUUCAGUGACUGGGACUCAGACCGUCCCAGUUCCAACAAGGGCCUCCCCUAGAGGGACGUCUCCCUGUAGGGAGACUACUUGUAUAUAAAGGGGGGAUGGGAAGGGCGGUGAUUCUAAAGACCAGCUCCUUGUUCAUAGACCAAAAUAUCAGGUCAGGCCUAUGCCCUGGGACUAGUACCAUGUUAGUGGGUCUGGCUGGACCAGGGUCUGAGAAGUAAACUUAGUGCUGACCAGCUCAAGCUUUCCUGAACCCAAACUGCAGGCCCCUAGAACUUCAGGUCCUCGGGGGCCCCAAAGCCUUGGCCAAUGAGCAUCACGGAUAAUUGUACUCAGCCUUAGGAGGCUCCUGGCCCCCGCUCUUCCCCAGCACUACACCUUCAAUAAACCAACUGGCUGCCAAA
Dromiciops gliroides (monito del monte) is the source of this 2062-nucleotide messenger RNA. It is a transcript of the gene OSGIN1, whose product is annotated as oxidative stress induced growth inhibitor 1. Bases 167 to 1579 code for a protein of 470 amino acids. NCBI's taxonomy places the organism in Eukaryota, Metazoa, Chordata, Mammalia, Microbiotheria, Microbiotheriidae. The transcript has 6 exons. The record is from RefSeq and is a predicted model, not a curated record.